Messenger RNA from Stomoxys calcitrans (stable fly), 2923 nucleotides. RefSeq names its product mucin-2-like. The transcript is spliced from 2 exons. The record is from RefSeq and is a predicted model, not a curated record. Gene Ontology annotation, cellular component: extracellular region. The coding region runs from base 97 to 2655 and encodes 852 amino acids. Lineage: Eukaryota; Metazoa; Arthropoda; Insecta; Diptera; Muscidae. Gene Ontology annotation, molecular function: chitin binding.
UCUAAUAAAUUUCCAACGCAGUAACGCAAAACUUUUAAACGCGUUCGCUUACACAGGAUAGAUCAGCCAAUUAAAAGAAGAAGAAAUACCCCCGAAAUGAAAGCAAUCUACGCCUUAGCAUGUCUUCUAUUGACUUUAACGGUCAGUAGCGCUGCCACUCUCAGUAGUGAAAACUACGCCCGUUAUAUAUGUCAUACGCGUGAAGACGGUUUCCGUAUCCUAGUACCGGGCAGCUGUUCACUGUACUAUGAGUGUAAAAAUGGUCAACCCAAGUUGGGGGCAUGUCCCUUCUUUUUCGAUUCCGAAAAUGGAAUCUGUACGCACAAGGACACGGGAUGUGUUGAGGGGCCAAUGCGAUAUGUAGAACUAAGGCCAGACCAAGCUAUUGAACCAGUGGCAGUGAAACCUAUGGAACCAGUGCCAGAGAAACAUAUAGAACCAGUGGCAGAGCAACAUAUUGAACCAGUAUCAGAGCAACAUAUAGAAACAUUGCCAGAGCAACAUAUCGAACCAGUAUCAGAGCAACAUAUAGAAACAUUGCCAGAGCAACAUAUCGAACCAGUGGCAGAGCAACAUAUGGUACCAGUGGUAGAGCAACAUAUCGAACCAGUGGUAGAGCAACAUAUGGUACCAGUGGCAGAGCAACAUAUGGUACCAGUGCCAGAGCAACAUAUGGUACCAGUGGUAGAGCAACAUAUUGAACCAGUAGUACCAGAGCAACAUAUCGAACCAGUGGUAGAGCAACAUAUGGUACCAGUGGUAGAGCAACAUAUGGUACCAGUGGCAGUAGCCACGGAGGCACCACCAUGCACAGCUACGACGGCGACAACGACACCGUGUACAGCAACUGUUGUCACGACUACAACGUGUUCAACAACAACUUGUACCACAACAACGCCAUGUUCGACAACAUCCACCACAACAACAACUACUACAACCCCCUGCACUACAACAACCACUUGCACUACAACAACCCCCUGCACUACAACAACCACCUGCACUACAACAACCCCCUGCACUACAACUACCACAACAACUACUACAACCCCCUGCACUACAACAAAAGCCACAACAACCUCUUGUACUACAACAGAAGCCACAACAACCUCUUGUACUACAACAAAAGCCACAACAACCUCUUGUACUACAACAGAAGCCACAACAACCGAAUGUACUACAACAAAAGCCACUACGAAAUCCACAACCGAAUGUACUACAACAGAAGCAACAACAACCGAAUGUACUACAACAAAAUCCACAACCUCUUGUACUACAACAGAAGCCACAACAACCGAAUGUACUACAACAAAAGCCACUACGAAAUCCACAACCGAAUGUACUACAACAGAAGCAACAACAACCGAAUGUACUACAACAAAAUCCACAACCGAAUGUACUACAACAGAAGCCACAACAACCGAAUGCACUACGAAAUCCACAACCGAAUGUACUACAACAGAAGCCACAACAACCGAAUGCACUACGAAAUCCACAACUGAAUGCACUACGAAAUCCACAACCGAAUGUACUACAACAGAAGCAACAACAACCGAAUGUACUACAACAAAAUCCACAACCGAAUGUACUACAACAGAAGCCACAACAACCGAAUGCACUACGAAAUCCACAACCAAAUGUACUACAACAGAAGCCACAACAACCGAAUGCACUACGAAAUCCACAACCGAAUGUACUACAACAGAAGCCACAACAACCGAAUGCACUACGAAAUCCACAACUGAAUGCACUACGAAAUCCACAACCGAAUGUACUACAACAGAAGCCACAACAACCGAAUGCACUACGAAAUCCACAACCGAAUGCACUACGAAAUCCACAACCGAAUGUACUACAACUAAAGCCACUACAACCGAAUGCACUACGAAAUCCACAACCGAAUGUACUACAACAGAAGCCACAACAACCGAAUGCACUACGAAAUCCACAACCAAAUGUACUACAACAGAAGCCACAACAACCGAAUGCACUACGAAAUCCACAACCGAAUGUACUACAGCAAAAUCCACAACCGAAUGUACUACAACAAAAGCCACAACAACCGAAUGCACUACGAAAUCCACAACCGAAUGUACUACAACAGAAGCCACAACAACCGAAUGCACUACGAAAUCCACAACCGAAUGCACUACGAAAUCCACAACCGAAUGUACUACAACAGAAGCCACAACAACCGAAUGCACUACGAAAUCCACAACCGAAUGUACUUCAACAAAAUCCACAUCAACCGAAUGUACCACAUCGGAGACCACAACUGAUUGCUCGACUACAUUGGCAUCCACAACUUCUUGCUCUUCAACUACUGCCUGUACCGCUACAACUACCAAAUGUACGACCACGGCUGUAACACCUUGUGCCAAUUCCGCAAAUUCCGCCAUUGGUGCUCCAGCCCUUCUUCAGCCACCACAGACAUUGCAAUCGAAUAUCGAUAUGUACAUGCGUUUUGUGUGCCGUGACAAGCCCAACAACUUCCUUGUAGCCUCUUUGAAGAGUUGCAAUCAAUACUAUAUGUGUCAAAAUGGUAUCGCUUUACCCGUUAGCUGUGGUCGAUUGUAUUUCAACGCCCUGAAGGGCACUUGCGAUUUGCCAGAGAAUACUGGAUGCAUUCAGUCUGCUGCAUUCAGACAUAAUUACUAAUUCAUUGAGUUCGAAGAAAAUUGAAACUCGAUGGUAUCGCUGGAAAACCAAUAAAUAAUGUACUUCUCCGUGCUAGAAAUUGACUAAAAGUAUUAUAUAAAAUAUGUAUUUAAUCGCAAAAUAUUCAAUAUGAAACCAAUUUUAUUUAAAUUUGUACCGUAUCUUAUUGUUGGUUGGAUUGGAUAUACGCCAGGGGAGCUUAAGUCAUGCCUUGUUAUACCCUAAACCAGCAAUGUGGUUUCAAAUAUAGCCUAUCGUUUGUAACACU